AAUUGCUAUACGCCCCGCUUUGUCUAUGUUGACCAACGUACUCUACACUGCUUCUGCAAUUUCUACCUCCAUGACGAUAACCUGAGAGGGAUACGCUGGGGAGUUUAGGAGUCAAUUUUAAUAUCAUUAUCCUGUCUGGCAAAGGUUUCCCUCAUUUACAACCCCUACGCUGCCGUCAUGGGCAUCUGCUCGUCCUGCCUUGGACGAGGCCGCGAGCGCGAUCAAGAGACCGCCGAUGAGGUAAGUGAUUUGGAUGCAGCCGAUCUACUUUUACGAGGGGGCGAGGGAGAUGCACCGGAUGAAUGGACGCUGAUACUCUCCUUCCGCAGGACGAAAGCUCGCGAUUACUCUUCGAUGAUCCUCAUGGGCACCAUUAUGGCAGUUUCGCCGAUCAACACACUGGAACCACUCAAGCAGAUCCACAAGAAGUUCAGAGGGAGACAGAGGCCUUGCAGAAGGUCGUAGCACAAACCUCAAAGUACGCAUUUUAGAUACUCUCAGCCAUUCAUUACGAGCCCACCGAUCCCGAUCUGCUCGCAAGAUUCUCUUCGUUCCAUGUCCUUUUGCACACCCUCAAUUGAUCCGUGGUACUGACUUGUGUAUUGUAGCCAUCUCGUCGACAUUUUUGCUAUGGUACCACCAAACGGCCAAACUGCCGCGUCCUCCAUCUUCCCCGCCCAAAACGCGAAAUUCCUCCGUUACCAGGACCUUCUUGCGAAGAUGUCCUCGGACGACCAAUCAAUCCGGGCCAAGCCACUCUCUGCAGAGAACACGCCUAACGUAUCUGAUGGAUGGUUGUCGGAAGAAGAUGAUCUGGAGGAAAUGAAGAGUUACAGGCCCGUCAAAUCAGACGGGAUAGGCCCCCUUCUGGGAGGAUUCGAAAAUGCAGAUUCUGCCAUGGAAUAGACAUGGUUGGCAGGCGUGAUACCCAACGAUUUCCUUUGUUAUGUGUUGCACGGCGUUGAGGCGCUGGGCUUGUUGCAAUUCCAUGAUAUUGGGGCCUGCUUUCAAUGCAAUUUGUAUGUGAUCUGAGGAUGGAACAGAUGAUUAUUGGGAUUUGACUGGACCAGCAAGCGUAAUUUGACUAUGCGUUGUAUCAUUCCAGCAUUUCCUUUGUCAAAAGCGCUUGUUUACUGGCUGCUGGGUCGUUGAACAGAGCCUAUCAAAUUACCCUCCUGCUCUGCAGUAGGCUG
Hymenoscyphus albidus is the source of this 1193-nucleotide messenger RNA. The record is from the annotation of a GenBank genome assembly. Lineage: Eukaryota; Fungi; Ascomycota; Leotiomycetes; Helotiales; Helotiaceae.